Messenger RNA from Amoebophrya sp. A25, 3299 nucleotides. The record is from the annotation of a GenBank genome assembly. Lineage: Eukaryota; Dinophyceae; Syndiniales; Amoebophryaceae.
AGGAACAUUUUUGUCGGGUGUGUUUUCUGAACUUUCAUCAGCAUCCACUGUUGUGAACAAGAGCAGCCUAAUGUGUCAACAUCAGAACUAAAUACAUUUUGAACAAACACCAUGGCAUCUAAGCGUCCGCGAGAAGCAGACGGUGCUGGUGGAGACGACAGCUACGAUCGCUGCAUCUUCCGUUAUGUUGAAUACCAGCUUUGAGUAGUGUAUGAAACGAAAAAGUGCACUCACACUCAAGAAAUUGGCUAGGAUUUAAGUAGUCUCUCAAGAUGGGCACUAUAGCAUGUGCUGCAGCUUUUAACAAGAAAGGAACCUUUACAAUCACAAAGGCACUCUAAUGUCGCGGAAAUCUUAUCGAGCCAGACACUGCUGGUUUUCUCAAAAAGACUAAGACGGACAAUGCUGACACGCAAUUUUUCAAGUGUUUUUCGUGCGACGAUCGGGUUAGCAGUUCCUUCGUUCAACGGUGGUUUCACGCGCAGAAGAAAGUCCGAAUUAAAAGGGUGUGUGACGGCUUCAGCGGGCGAUUCAUUUGUCCGAAAUGUCACUUGCGAAAACUAGACCAGUUUCACCCUAUUUUGAACGGCGCUCUUCCCUUGUCAACGGAAAGAUUAACGCAGCGCUCUGAGGCGUGUAUGAGUAUGGCCUACAAUGAAGCGUUCUGAUAUUCAUUCCUAUCCUCGAAGUACUAGUAUAACGAGGCAAUUUUCUCUCACUUCAAUUCAAUGCCUCUACUUUUUUUUUGUAGCGCGAGCGAGUUCCGAAAAAUCAAAACCUACCUGCGUACUUUCCGCGUGGAUACCGGCAAAGGGGGGCUCCGGAUCUACUCUAAAAGCCUCUGCGAUUUUAGUGCUGACUGCUGGAGUUGUCUUUGAAAGCAGUACUAGUGUGUAGAUGAUUUUGUUAUUUCUUGUAUCUUCAUCAGUAUGCCUCACUCGAGUUUGCGCAGUCGCUUUGAUUCUUCUAACAACGAAACAAGCCCUACGCAAAAGAAGCCUCCAGAAUUCCAGCUAAGCGAGUUUUUGUUGGAUCGCGCGAAAGUUGUGAGAUGGCUUUCAUGCACCGUCGACAACACAGGUGGGGUGGUGGCGCAAAAAGAUAAAAAGAUUCAUCUCCGAUGCGUUCGUUGUGACGAGGGUGACUUUGCCGGACCCUACUGGCCAAACAAAGUGAUCGUAUCAGUUGAGAACAGGCCGAUAAAGCACACGGGCGAACCACUUGGUGUACGGCAAAAAUGUUGAAUAGUCAUACAGACAUGAUAUAAGGUUUAAUAUAACUGACGUGCCUUGUUCAUACUAAUACUUCGUUCCUUGCAAGAAGGUUUGAUAUCUUCAACCAUAAAACAAGUCUAACUCGUGCUCCAGCUCACGGCGUUGUAUUCUUUUUGGAAUUAAAUGACAACAAGAAGCCAAAAAUGUUCAUUUCUAAUCCAACCCAAGCAAAUCAACACCAUCAAUCCGCCGCAGAUGGGCCACUGUCGGAAGGAACCGCUAUCCGUCGACUUGACUCCAGCGAUUUUAAUGUCCCUUGAGGAGGAGAUGAGAAAAAAGCGAAUUAUGGUAGAAAUCGUCAGGAAAUUCUUCGGCAAUCAGCUGAGUGGAUUCGUAUCGUGAUAUACUUUUACUAACUAGGUAGUUCAUUUCUUGCGCUGACAAUUUUUACGCCUGCUACAUCGGCUCGGAAUUAUUUUCGAUGUCAACUGCAUAGAUAGACUAAAAAGUAAGUAGGAAUUGUAAAUGCGAAUCCUCGUCUAAUCUCACCCGGAACCUCGACAGCGUUACUGGCAGUGUCUCAGUGAAGGUGGAUAUGGUUUACUCAACUGAGAUAGAACAGGAAGAUGGGCCUCCGCCAACAGCGUUUGCACUGGCGCCCUACCUAGUUCGGCCGACCGACUGGCUCACACUAAAAAAGAAAACACUGACGAUUUUGCGAACCACACAGAUUAUGACCUAAACCAAGUUACGUCCUCCUACAAUGCAAGUAAAUGCACUUGGACGCGGACAAAUUAAGUGUAUUCACUUCUUCUAGGGGUAUCGCUGUUGCAGCGCAUUUUUAAGAUUUAUACGAACGAGGUAGUCUUGCUGCUCACAAACUAGGAAAAGAGUCAGCUGCUCAAAAAUAUUUGAAGACUUAUAUGACUUAAAUGUCUUUAUUUUUAGUUUGUUGUUUUUCCAUCUAAUCAAACCCCGGACCCGCGUGAACGAAUACAAAAUAGCGGUUAUUUUAUAGAGCAGACAGCAGCAGCGGAUGACGACAUCGAGGUCACGGGAGAUAACGUCGAGGCGCGAUCGAUCCGAUUGGUGGAUGAACUGACUUUAUGAGAAGAUAGAAAUUCCUCUGUACUAGUAAUUUAUUGUUCUUCAAUCCUGUAAUCAUUUGUGCUGAACUUCUCUUCAAUCCUGUAAUCAUUUGUGCUGAACUUCGAUAAGACUUCGUCAGUUUUCCUGCUGGUCAUAGAGAAUGGUAAUUGGAAUGGUCUAGUGCUUCUUCCUCUAACGCAAGGUUGCACCAUGCAAACUCCAGUAGUCGGUGUGUUUUGCCGGCACUUGCAGUGUUUCGAUCUGGACGCUUUUCUGCAAUUGCAGCUACAGCAGAAAAAUGCAGGGCAGCGAUGGCGCUGCCCCAUUUGUAAGCUGCGUUGUAGACCUUGGGACUUACGCUUUUGCCGCUUCACCAAAGAGAUCAUCGACAAAGCUACAAGACUUUCGCGGGCGAAGGCUGGUGAUGGUGCAAAUGACGACGAGGAGCUCGAUUUUCUCGACGAAGAGUUUCAAUGUGCGAUGCUUGAUGCAGAUGGACGCUACAGUUUCGACUACAAAAAAGCUUUGCAGCAGGAACGACAGGGCGACGUCUUGUGCGUAGACGAGGAUGAGGAAGAUCGUGCUCCUCAACUAGCACCGCCGCGCCUUGUCAACCCCGCUACUCUCACAGAUGCACACGAGCCACGCGAUACUUCCACGGAAGCACUACGCAGGGGUGUGCCGCCAUCCGCAUCGACAGUGCCACCGGCUGCCUCGAUAGUGCCACCGCCUGCUUCGACAGUGCCACCAACUGUUUCGACAGUGCCUCCGCCUGCUUCGACAGUGCCGCCAUGUGUUUCGACAGGCACUAGACGAGAAACUAUUAUCGAGUUGGAGGAUAGCAGUGACGAAGAAUAGGUCUUCUUAUGAGGAUUUUUCUUGCUCUUUCACAUUUCUCGAGCACUUUAUGCAAAAAUCCUUGAACUCCUUUUUCCACGUGUACCUGUACGAUAUUCUGCGCAAAUUACAAGUAGACACGACCAGCACGAAUUUGAU